AUGUCCACCGACCAUGACUUCCCUUGGGAUAUCGGCAUCCACGAUGCCCACUGCCACCCCACAGACACCAUGGCCUCCAUAGACAGUAUCCCAAAUAUGAAGACCCGGUCACUGACCGUAAUGGCAACACGAGGAGAAGAUCAAGAUCUGGUCCAGCAAAUAACACAAACCAUCAAUAACCAACAGGAGCCAUCCAAGGUUUCAGACCGGGUAGUUCCCUGCUUUGGUUGGCAUCCAUGGUUCUCGCACCAGGUUCUAGAUGACACCGCUACAACAGCAGAUCUGGACUUGCAAGACACAUCUAUGAAAGAAGCGCAUUAUAUCAAUGUCUUGACUCCGUCACCAGGCGAGGACACGGAAUUUUUGGAAUGUCUUCCGAAUCCUAAGCCUCUCUCCCAGCUUAUUGCGGAGACAAGAGAAAGACUUGAGUUAUUUCCUUAUUCUCUCGUCGGAGAGAUAGGUCUGGAUAAAUCAUUCCGACUUCCUGGUGCAUGGACGAGAGAAGAACUAGAAAAUCGUGAUGACCAGAUCACGCCUGGAUCGCGGGAAAAUCGACGAUUGUCGCCUUACAAGGUGAAAUUGGAGCAUCAGAAGACGGUACUCAAAGCCCAACUCCAGCUUGCAGGGGAGAUGCAGCGUGCGGUAUCAAUACACAGUGUACAAGCACAUGGAGCUGUGUUUGAUACAUUGAAAGGAUUGUGGGUCGGGCAUGAGAAGGUCCUUCCGUCGCGAAGGGAAAGAGAGAAACGUCGGGAUGCGGUUGGGGCUCUUUCGGAAGAUGAGGACGGAGAGGACUGUGCGAGUCCUAAUCCCACGAGUGGUGUCUCACUGAAGGGGCCUGCGCUGGCGUUCCCGCCGCGCAUUUGCAUGCACUCUUACUCUGGUCCUGUAGAGCCGCUUCGGCAGUUCUUGAACAAGACGAAUCCUUCUGAUGUCUACUUCUCUUUCUCGUACGUGAUUAAUUUUUCUGGGCCUGGGGCGAGGAAAGUGAUUGAUGUGGUCAAGAUGUUACCGGAUGAGCGUAUUUUAGUUGAAAGUGAUCUUCACACGGCUGGGCCACAAAUGGAUGAUUUACUGGAACAGGUAACUCGUCAGAUUUGUGAGAUUCGGGGCUGGGAGUUGCGGAAAGGCGCACAGCAGCUUGCAGAUAAUUGGAAGCGAUUUGUGUUUGGAUAA
Messenger RNA from Penicillium odoratum, 1176 nucleotides. RefSeq names its product TatD family hydrolase. Gene Ontology annotation, molecular function: hydrolase activity, acting on ester bonds. Lineage: Eukaryota; Fungi; Ascomycota; Eurotiomycetes; Eurotiales; Aspergillaceae. The transcript has a single exon. The record is from RefSeq and is a predicted model, not a curated record. The coding region runs from base 1 to 1176 and encodes 391 amino acids.